GUUUGUAAGGGCAAAAAAGAGGAGAAACUGAACACGAGAGGGGGCACGAGCUGCAGCGCGAACGCAAAUCGCAAAGUUCAUUUGAAAUCGGUGGUGCUGGUGGCGUGCUGUUUCCGAGCGAUCUGCCUGCCUGCCUGCCUGGCGGCAUGUUGCUCGGAGGGGAGGGGGACGUGCGUCCUGGGCUGCCUUCACAGGGAACAGUGCCGACAUUCAUCUCACAGUGUCUGAGGAAAACCCAGGGCGGCCUACCAAAACGGUUUUCACACGUCCCGUCUCGUGACGUGUGGAGCGCGAGAGCUUUACAAAUAACGACAACGUUUGCUAUUUGAGAGUUCCAAUAUCGGGGCCCUGAACUUUCUGCGUGCGGGGACAAGUUCACAGGAGGUAUAAGCGACGAAGUUCGACGAGCAGGGGUCGGCAAGUUUUGACAUGCUAUUUCCAAACAACCACGUGCCUACGUUCAAAAUGGAUAGAUGCCAGCUGUUCCUGCACAAGCAGACGCCAUCUACGUAGCGUCGACCCACUCGGCUGAACCAACGGAACGAGAAGAGUCACUCCGUCACAGUGGAUUUCCUCUCGAAGAACUUGAAUCAUAUAGCCACAGAGCAAGUUCACGCGAUCCGCCUCAUCGACAAAUUCAAUCAAUAUCUCGCUCUGCUAGACAUCAUAUCAUUUCGGCUCAGCAAAGAAUGAGACGCUCCUUAUUGGUCAACUAUACCAGUAAACCGCAGCAACUGAGAAGCCGCCGUGUCCUGCCCCAGGUCCAGAUCGAGGUAAAACCACAAUACCGGAUUCCGCCUAUCGUCCAGACUACAAUCACAACCUAUGUUGCUUCAAAUUAUUCCAACGACGUACGCAAACAAGUCCUGCUCCCAUGGCGCAAUAUCAUGGGAUCUGGUUCACAUGAUGCCGACAUCGGUCCCGUGGAGUUACCAGGUGUCCGGGUGGUCGAGAUACGCUUUAACGUCACACCUGCUUGGAAAGGCGUUCGAUACUCGUAUACAUUAGCCAUACGAAAUUCAUCGGCAUACAAGAGAGUCAUGAAGUUACUACCCAGACAGUGGCAGAAAAAUACUGAGACCGUAACACCGCGCGUACAGAAAGAAUUUGAAGUAGCGAGCCCUUUGCCUAGCAGUCGACCUCUGGGGCCUACUCCGAACCUUGUUCAUCGCAUUAGCCGAUCCUCGAGUGAUACUUCAAAACUACCACAAAGCACUACACCAUUUACAGUUCAAAGUGGACAAGACAAGCCUGAAGGCACGGUUCAGCAACAUGGAACUACGCCAAUGCUUUCAACUAAUGAUCAACGUAAGACUACUUCGUCAGAGCAGGGGCCGACCACGGAAACCACUAAAGUCUCGGCGGAAACAACUAGUGCAACAAAAUCGGAGUCAUAUCUACCUUUCACUACCCAGACUUCUUCGGACAUUACAAUGGGUAACCAGCCUGACGAAAAGGCUACACUUCCAGAGACAACGGGUACAGCUACAAACGAAGCCACGGGUGGUUCCCCAGUAACGUAUGCACCACCAGAACAAGGCGGCGUUCACGAAACUCCGAUAACAACGGUACGGUCAGUCACAGAGGGAUCAGCAACUACAAAUGAAGUUACACAACAAACUGUCUUGGGAAUAGGGCAAACGGAGGUGGUCAGCACCACGGAGCUAGCUGUACUGGAGCACACAUCUAGGGGUCAAGACGGUGCCAGUGUUACGACUUCAAUUGAUCGGCAUGCCGAGGAUGGAAGUACGGGGGCCACCUCCUCUGCUGCUCCCACGAAGAAACAAGAUUCUAUUACGACGUCUACAGCACGCCCCGCUUAUGACGAAUAUACGGUGUCCUCUGACAAAUAGCGCGUGCUUACCUUGAAGUUCCACAUGUCACUUGCGAGUUGCAACACCGUAAAGACGACUGCAUGAGUCCUCAUCCAACAGUCUUUCGGAACCCCUUCCACUACCCUUCAUAAUACACAACGUGCAGGUAAAUAAAUGAUGUAAAACAUA
Molecule: messenger RNA, 2003 nt
Organism: Ornithodoros turicata
Lineage: Eukaryota; Metazoa; Arthropoda; Arachnida; Ixodida; Argasidae
Product: mucin-2-like
Exons: 3
Coding region: 474-1853 (459 amino acids)
Source: RefSeq, a predicted model, not a curated record